UAACUUGGACUGGAAAGUAUGAUGGACAACCUGAAAGCUGAAUUGGCACAAGCGAAAAUCGACAUCGAUCAAUUGGAAAAGAAACAAUGGGAAACUUUGGAACAAUUGGUGAUGAGAGAUAAGCUUAUUGAGCAAUGCUCUCUACAUACGGAGAUUCUUCAAAAAGAUUUUCGAGAGAGUGAAGCACGAAUUAUUCAACUUGAGCAGCAACUUUUGGAACCUGGAGAAUGUGGUAGUGAGCUUCGGGCAACUAUCAAAAAUCAGGAGGAGUUACUCAAAAAGCAAUCAGAAGAAAUUGAGAGGUGUAAGGAAGAGAGCCGCAUGUUGAUUCAACAGAAGGAAGAAAUGGAAAAUAUUCAUUCAGAAGAAAUAUUUGGAAAAAACAAAACAAUUUCGAAUCUUCGUAAACAGAUCGAUGGUGAUGUUGAGAGAAAGAAGGCAAAGAUUCGUACGUUGAGAAAAGAACUGUGCUCAGCGGAUAUGAAUACAGGAAAGAUGUGUAGACGUGCCAAAAGAGCGGAAGAUAGAAUUGCUAAAUUGGAAUCCGAUCUUGAAGAAGAACGCCAAAAACAUGUGGGACAAGACAUCAGUCAUAUUUUGGAUCAACAUAACUCGACCGUCAUGGCGUUAGAGAUGCAACUUGCAAACACUCAGCAGGAAAAAGCCACGCUUAAUACAUCAGUUGAAGAUCUUAAACUUCGAACUGAAGAGUGGAAGCACAACUUAUUGGGGCAAUUUGAAGUAUUGACAGCCAAUUCAAAGAGAGAAUGUGAAUCAAAAGAAGAACAGAUUGCAAAUCAUAAAAGAGAAAUCAUGGAAAAAGAUAGCAAAAUUGAGUGUCUGAUGGAACUUAUUCAAAAUAGCGAACGAUCCGCUGAAAUUCAGAAGAUGCAUGAUGCAUUGAGAGAGAAGGAUUUGAAGAUUUCGGAACUUUCGGAAAAACUGCAAGGUCUUCUUAUCAAUCAAGAAGGAGAAGCUGAUGAUACAAUGAUCGAUCAAGAUGACGACAAUAAAUCCACACACAGUGAAGAUUCAGAUGGAUGGGAUAAAAUAAAUGCCAUCUAAUUUUUUGCACUAAAAAUGCGCCCCGAUUUUUCAUAUGCUUUUUAAUUUUUUUCCUUUUUUCCUUUUAAAUUUUAAAUUCAACUUCGUAUUGGAAGAAAGUAGCUCUUUAAUCGUAUUACCUUAAGCCUUCAACAAAAAAUUAUUUUUAAAAAACAAUUGUAUUCUUGUAAACUUUGUACCUUUUCUGUACUGCACUGUAUUAUAAACUUCAUAUGUUUCCCGUACUUUUGCGUGACUCUGUCAUUGUUUAUACUAAUGUGAAAACAUUUUACUUAUUACUAUUUCACAAAUUUUCAAGUAUCUUCACUUAUUCUCAGGGAUAUUCUGUUUCUCACCUCAUUUAAAAACUAUUCUCAUAACAAUUAUGUUCUUUCUCAAUAAAGUUAGUAUUACU
Caenorhabditis elegans is the source of this 1459-nucleotide messenger RNA. RefSeq names its product ELKS/RAB6-interacting/CAST family member 2 (gene F20C5.6). The record is from RefSeq and is marked reviewed. Lineage: Eukaryota; Metazoa; Nematoda; Chromadorea; Rhabditida; Rhabditidae. The coding region runs from base 19 to 1065 and encodes 348 amino acids. The transcript is spliced from 3 exons.